Cyclocybe aegerita is the source of this 3825-nucleotide messenger RNA. Lineage: Eukaryota; Fungi; Basidiomycota; Agaricomycetes; Agaricales; Hemipholiotaceae. The record is from the annotation of a GenBank genome assembly.
AUGGCGGCCAACUUCGAGCAGAAACAGCACUACCGCUUCCCCCUCUCGCCCCCAAGCUCAGGCAAUGUCACCGCAGUCUCGUCCCCGCGAAUCACACCGACACUGACCCACGACGCCCAAAUUGUCGACAAGCUCCUCAUCGCGUCCAAGGCUGCCCCCUCCUUCCGCCACUCCCACUCCCUCGCCUCUGCAAGGUCCGGGAAGCAGCGAGCGCUGUCAAACGCCACCGAUUCAGACGGCUACAACACAGAGAAAUCACCAUCAACCAUCUCCAUCCGGAAGCGCUCUCGGAAAGCCAUGUCCAGAGCUUUGACGCUGCCUUCUGGCUCGGCCCCUCCCUUCAAGGACCCGUUCCUCCCCUCCUCUUCAAAAUCUGCCCGCCCUUUGAUCCGAAACGCGAGUGUCUCAAGUACAGCGUCUUCCUCUUCCUCGUCCUCAUCCUCUUCGACACCCAUCGACCGGGACGAAACCGCUCCUCAUCACAUAAAUCCCGGCAUCGGACGUAAAGUCGCCGCUUCCCUCCAGUUAUUCAGGGAGACCACAGCUCCUUCAGAGGAGCAGCCUUCUGGCGAACCUUCCUCUAGUCGCGACGCCAAUGUACCUUUGGGAAGUCGAAGGGUCGAACCAUUUGAGGAUGUGGAGGAUGUACCCGAAGCUUUCGAGUUUGUCAAGCGUUCCGAAUGGCCGGAUCGCGAAACCGCCGCGGUUCGUAGAGAAAGAAGCAUGACCAUCCUGGAACGAGCGAAGACGAGGGACAACCUCCUCGAGAGUAAGGAUUUGGAACGCAAAAUGUCUUUCAAAGAAGGCCCUUCAACCUCCGACGUCGCUCAAUGGCGUAAAGACCUCCUUAUGAGCCGCGGACGACGACGCGAGCGCACCGCCGACGACUUCGCCGACGAACAUCCCGAAUCCCACUUGCCUAGCAUGAAACCAUUCCACGAAACAUCCCCUAUAUACAUCCGUCCUCACUCUCGGGCCUACCCUCCUUCACCUUCUCCCUCCCGUUCACCUGCCAGCCGUAUCCCCUUGUCCCACCGACAGUCUCAAGAAGUCAUACUACCUGAUGACCCUUCAUGUCCAGCUCCUCUGCCCAAUCUACCCCCAAUAUGCACCACUCCUCGUCAUUCUCGAUCGCCUACCCCAGUUCGUACAGCACACCACCCCGACGGAUCAUUUUCUGCCCCCAUUUCCCCUUUGGAGUCCUUUUCCCCCUGGUCAACGGACGACGAAUCCGCUUGGGAAACCGCAUCGGCUACGUCUACCGCAGCCUCCAACACUUCGGUAUAUGGUGACGACACCGACGUGGACAACCAUCCUUUUUCCUCGACUCUCUUGCACCAGCCUCCCACCUCUUUCUACGACCAAGAUGACGUACAUCACUUUCCGGCCCUGGACGAUGGUGAUGUGCUGAAUAGUGCCCCUCUGAAGAACCUGGACGAUGAAACGUUAGCUUUCGAUUUCGAUCUGCCAGAGGACCGUCUUCCACACAUCCCUUUGCGCCCUUUCCGGAAUCAAGUCGGUGGGCACAGUGCCAUUUACAAAUUCACGAAGCAAGCAGUCUGCAAGCCUCUGGUCUCGCGUGAGAAUUUGUUCUACGAGUCUGUCGAGCGAGAAGCUCCCCCUCUACUUGGCUUUAUUCCCCGAUAUCUCGGAGUUAUGUUGGUUAGCUAUCGGCGUGCACCCAAGUCCUCCAAUGCGUCCAGCAAAGCCUUACCCAGCUCUGCGACAUCCAAACCCUCUGACCGGCCGACUAUCGCCCAUGUCGCUAGUGCGGACACGCUUAAACCGUCUUCGAGGACGUCACUGGGUGGCCAGGACAUUACACCGUUCGACCCAGAGGACCAAUCUGCGACCGACAACGACGAAGCCGAGAUGCCUGAAGUGAUGCUGGACCACAAUCGGCAUAUUAUUCCGGAAUGGAUGCUUAACGGUGGACGCAACCGUUCGCUGUCGUACUCUAAUGUCAGCGGUUCCUCAUUUAUCGCACAUCGGACCUUGAGGCCUCGUCACUUGACUCGAGGGACGGCAUCAAGUCCUGACUUGGCGUCUACGGUGCCAGGCCAGGAAUUCACCAGUACACGGCAGAGUCCCUUGUCCAAUUGCAUCCCAUGCAACACCAGCGAAAUGGAUGCCCCGACCCCUGUCAAUUCUCCGAAUCAAAUCUCUCAUGCCUUUCCCAUUCGUAUGUCCGAACGCUCCCUUUCUGAAGCGCCCCUACCUGGACCUUCGGUACCAGAUGAAGAGGAGAAUAGCCAUAGACCCUCUCUUCGCGCAUUCCAUUCGGAGAGGGUAAUGCCCGGUUCGCCUUGGUUCGGCGGCAUUGGUUCGACUGUGGUAAACACCAAGCUCAAGGACCAUGUCUUCAGCACAGUGCUGCGACGAUUCCGUAAACGCCUCAGUCACCAACCAGCUGGAUAUGCCCGAACCGAGGACGAGGGUGACCUCGCCGACGGUGAAUGUAGUCAUCGUUCCCGUCCCCCUCCAUCACGUUAUCGUAGGAAGCUCUUCCGCCAUGUCAACCACGAGACUGGUGCCAUGUCGGACACAGGCGAACCGUCUAUUCGGCGGGUCCAAAGUGAUUCCAUGCUCCGCGGUUCGGACAACACAGAGGGUGAGUCGAAGGGUGCGAAUAAGCUGCUGUUCGGGAAGGACCGUGAGGUUACGAGGUCAGCGACCGACCCAGUGAAUGGCCAAUCUCAGACCCUAGCGCCAUCGCUUCGCAGGAAGAGAAGUCGUUCCGGGUCGUUGGACAGCAAGCCACUACUCCGCACUUCUUACCAGCGUUCCACUCUGCACCAACCGGUCGAGUCAGAACCUCCGGUUACCCGUCAGAAUCAUUUCAUUUUAAUGGAAGAUCUGACUGGGCGGUUGAAGCAUCCUUGCGUCAUCGAUCUGAAGAUGGGUACUCGUCAAUAUGGCAUGGACGCCACCUCGGCCAAGAAGAAGAGUCAGCGGAAGAAGUGUGAUCGUACCACGAGCAGAACUCUCGGGGUCCGGGUUUGUGGUAUGCAGGUUUGGAAUCAUGCUACGCAAAGCUAUGUAACACAGGACAAGUACAGUGGUCGAGAAGUGCGUCCGGAGGAUUUCGAUUCCGUGCUCAGGUCCUUCCUCCAUGACGGCGUGCGUUUACUGGCAUACCAGAUUCCCAUUCUGCUUCAGAAGCUGUACGCAUUGGCGCGAAUCAUUCAUCGUCUGAAGGGUUAUCGUUUCUAUGGUUGUAGUGUCCUUCUCAUCUAUGAUGGCGACCACGAAUCGCAAGAGGCCUUCCGAUCCGUCGUUCUCGAGCAUCCUUCUUCCCGAAGCAAGCGCGGAGAGUCCCUCGAGCGUCGAUCCAAUUCGCAGAGUCACGAUCGAACUCCACUAAGGCGAUCGCACAGCGAGGAUCUUCUCAUCGGUUCCGUCGCGAAGCGUUCUAGUGGUCGACGAAAGCGCGGUGAGAUCAACGUCCGCAUUGUCGACUUCGCCCAUACGACGACCGGCCGUGACUGGCUUCCGUACUCCGAGGCGACCGUCGAACGUGAUCGACCGCUCGAAGUCUACUCGAGCUCGAAAGGCUAUCAAGCCGAGGUCGAUCCCGAGACAGGCCUCCUAUAUGCGCGUUUUCCGCCUCAUUAUCCCGACCACCCGGAUCGUGGCUUCCUCUUGGGCUUGAAGAACCUCACUGCGUCCUUGGAGGGGAUAUGGAACGCUGAACGCAUUCGUCGGGUCAAGGCUGCACGAGAUGACCCUUCCGUCGCCCAACUUCCCCCUCUUUCUCUCGAAGGUAAAGACAUAUUCGACGAGAUCUUCGGUGAAGAGGAAGAUUCAGGCAUGGUUUCGACCUGA